Molecule: messenger RNA, 9965 nt
Organism: Mytilus californianus (California mussel)
Lineage: Eukaryota; Metazoa; Mollusca; Bivalvia; Mytilida; Mytilidae
Exons: 20
Coding region: 129-4862 (1577 amino acids)
Biological process (GO): actin filament network formation; cortical actin cytoskeleton organization
Cellular component (GO): cytoplasm; cytoskeleton
Molecular function (GO): actin filament binding
Source: RefSeq, a predicted model, not a curated record
UAGUGUAACCCAGAAAAUAUUUUCUUCCGGUGACAGUUUGGGAAAAAUGUGAAACAAACAAAGAUGCUGCAAUUGAUCUUUGAAUUGAGAGAAUGGCAGAUUUGGUGCACUGAUAGAUAAACACAAAAAUGGCUGAAGAGGCAGAUAAGGAAAAUCUUGUUGAUGAUGUUGUGUCUACCCUACAGUCAUUUCAUAUUGGUGACAGUCCCACUGACACUAACAGAAAUAAUUCUAACCGACAAAAUGUAUUCCAGAGAACACAACACCGAUUUCAGUCAUCGGAACCAUCUGCCUCAGCUGGUAUCAUAUCAUCAGAAUAUUCCUCAGACGACAGUCAGUCAUCUAAUGAAAGGAAAUCAAGAAGUCUAAAGCAAAGGAUUCAAAGGAAAUUAAAUCAGAAAUCUGAAAAUUCAAAUAUUGGUGGAAAUCAAAAUUCUCACGUCCCUGACGUUGUUCCUAAAAGUGAUCCAUCAAACGCUGCCAGGUCAACGACUCAAGAUUCACAAAAUGAAGCAAAUUUUUUGACAGAAUCCACUUCACAACCUAUUUCAGAAACAAGUAAGGAAACAUUACCUAGUGCAGAAGUUAAUCCUAAUGUUCAGUCAUCGGUUAUAGCAGAAACGCAACCUCCAGUAUCCACUGCUUCUCAACCAAACACAUCUCCAGAUAAACCACCAGAAAGAAGAAGGAGGAGGUUUAUCACCAGAGAGAAGGAUCCAGAAGAAACCAACACACCUUUGACCCCUGACCUUACUCAGAAAACAGGAUCAGAGUCUCCUGAAACCAGUACUACAAGUGUAAGAACAAGGAGUAGGAGAAGCUUACUGAAUCAAAAUGAGGACUGGAAAGGUUCUCCUGAAUCAAGUCAGACCUCUGAUUCAGCAGAACCAGGAACAAGAACUCGACAGAGAAGGAGUGUACUAAAUGAAAGUGCCUAUUCUGGUAUCCGAGCAAAGUCUGUUGAACGUACUGUUAGAGUAAGAUCAUCUGGACUAUUAAAUUCAAAUCAGGAUGUUUCCAAAUCACUAAACUUGACAUCUCAAACAAGUAAUUCUGUUGACAACCAAGCUUCAGGUGAAAACACUGAAAGCACAGAAAAACCAUCAACUUCUAGGAAAAGUGCCGCUGAAUGUAUACGUUUAAGACGAGUGCAGAGUUUAGAAAGGGGGAAAAGGCCAAAUCUAUCUUUCAUGUCAAAUGUUAAUAAAAGUUGUGAUGAUAAACAAUUAAGUCUACCGACAACUCAAGUCACACAAACACCAGUUAUUGGUAAUCCAUUAAUUGCCAAACUUGAAUCGACCUAUAAACUUUUAAGGACACGGAGAACAAGAAUGUCAUCAGAUACUCCUUCGAGGAGUGAAGAAUCAAGUAAUUCUGUGCAAAAUAGUCCUGAAAUUCAAUCCUCACCAAAAAAUGGAAUUACAAAUACCCAGCAAACAGAGUCAGUGCCAAAUGUAAUGUCUUCCUCCAAACCUGUCCCUGAUAGAGUUCCUACAAAUAGUCAGAGCACCAAUGAGAUGGAAUCUCAUGAUGUUGAUAGUAAAUCAGUAAAUCAAGAUGGAACAACAUCAAUACAUGACAUAGAGACUAAAGAUCCGACUCUAAUAUUUAAAUCUAAUGAAACUAUGGACAAACCCACAAAUCCAGAUAUACAUCAGCCAGAGAACAAAUCAUCCAAACUGGAUCCCUCCAUUUAUCCACAACAUGACAUAUCACAAACUUUAUCCGAUCAAAACAUAUCUGACAAAUCUCCACAAAAACUUAUAUCUGGGUCAAAAACGGAACCAGGCUUAUCUGAUGAAUCUCCUCAGAGAAGUAGGCAUUCAUCUGGAACAAGAACUGAUCAAAACAUAUCAAACACUGACAAAUCUCCUCAGAGAAGUAGACAUUCAUCUGGAAGCAGGUCGUUAAGUGAAUCGACCGAAAUCAAGCAAGUAAUGACUCCAAAGGGAAGUAAAUCAUUAGACAUUCCUGACUUAGCUCUCAAUAACUCAUCAUUAAGACGAACGCCAGUCACUGAUUUAGAUCAAGCAAUGAAACAAAGAGAUGAAGAAAAGUUACGAAAAUUGUUUAAAAAUACUGAAGCAGGAAUAAACGGUGUACAAAAACAGGACGAUAAUUCAUCAAAAGUUGUAUGCCAAAGUGAAGCUGUAAUGGAAACCGAUUUAGAUCAUGUUCCUAUUCAAAAUAGUCGAUUCAAUAGAACAGUUGACGGAGGUUUACAAAAUAAGAGUUCAUCCUCACCGUCAAGUCCAAAAGUGUUUUCUGAACAAAUAAAGUCAAUAGACAGUCCUAAGGCAUUUACAAAUCAAAUGAAAGCACCAAGUAGUCCAAAACCAUUUGGUGAGCAGGCAAAGACUUUUAAUAGUUCGAAACCACUUGCAGAUCAAAUGAAAGCUUUAAAUAGUCCUAAACCAUUCUUACCUAUGGCAGAAUAUAAACCUGUGACAAGUGCUGUGGCACAGUUAAUAACUGAAAGUAUCAACAAGGAGGAUGAGGAAGUAAAACCCAAUGAUCCAUCUGUUAAAGAAUAUAGUCCAUAUCAAAACUUAGAUGAUGCUGUAAAAUGGCCAGCUUCAGUUCCUGGAACCCUUGAUUUCAGUCGCAUGGAAGUGUUUGAAGGGAAGAUGUUACUGCAGUGGCUGUCUUCAUCUAUUGAUGAUAACCAUUACCUCAGAUUAAUGUUGACCCGACAUGACCUGCAGGUUAUAGGCUCACAGUAUUGUACCUGUCUGAUUGCUGCUGGAGUUAUUAAAGAGGUCAACAGGAAGGACUCACAAUGGCUGUUUAAGGGUGAUUGUAUGUACUACUGGACCCAUACAGAAGUACCUGUAACAAAACAACAAAAUGAGAUCUGUAAACUUACACCCUCGUGGCCCCCACCACAAUAUCUGAGUGAAGAAGAACUAAAAGCAGGACGUAAAUUUACAGAGGCAGACCAGCAAGCCAUGUUGGUACAUGUGAGAAAUGAAUAUAAGACAGAGCUGGAUAAAGUUGAGGUAGGUCACCAAGUCGUAUUAGACCACUGUAGGGAGGAGUAUCAAAAUAGACUACAAAACUGUGUAGAGAAAAUAGCCCUUCUUGAACAGGAAGUAGCAAGGUAUAAAAAACUAGCUGGCAUAGAGGAACAUUCACAAACUGCUUUAUCUGAAGCAAAUGCUGCUGAAAAAGAGGCUAGUCAUGUGACCAAUGGUUACUAUAACAGCCAAGGACAGUUAUGUGUAGCAGUGACAGGAACACCACAUUUGCAGCACACUUUGGCUGCUGUUACACCAGAAUGUAUUCAUGGAUUAGUGCCUUCAAUACCUGAAGAAAAUGGCGAGGAGGGGGACAUGCCUGUUGAGAAAUUAAAAUUUUCUCCUGAACAUAUAGGAGUACCAACGAUACCAGUGCCACCACCACCUCCGCCACCAGAUAUACCUCCUCCUCCGCCUCCACCAAUACCAGGAGCACCUCCACCACCACCUGGACCCCCUGGAGCUCCGCCAGCACCGGGAAUGCUUCAGAGAAGAGGUUCUUUGAAGCCAUUGAUUAGUACCAAGUCUCCCAUGAAACCGCUGUUCUGGAACAGAAUUGUUGUUAAUGAAAUAAAGUCACCCAAACAUAAAGAGUAUGCCAAUGCCAGACUAGUCUGGGAGGAAAUUGAUGAAGCUAGAAUUAAUUUUGAUGAAGUGGAUGAACUGUUCUCUAAAGUGCCAAUAGAUAAUACCAGAAAGUCUAGACUCACCAAAAGUAAAUCACCACCAAAACAGUUUGCUAAAGUGAUAGAACCAAAACGCUCCCAAGCUAUUGGAAUUUUGUUAUCAAGUUUGCGACUUGAGUUUUUUGUUAUUGAAAAUGCAAUAAUGCAUUUAGAUACCUCACAACUAGAAAUGGAGAAGUUGAAAGCUAUUUAUGACAAUAGGGCGGAUGAUGAAGAAAUUAAAAAAAUAAAGAAACAUUUAGAUCAAAACCCUAAUGUACCUCUUGAUAAACCUGAUCAGUUUCUGUAUGAUUUAACUGUGAUACCAGAUUUUGCAGAGAGAAUGUUUUGUUUUUUGUUUCAAGAAAAUUUCCAAGAAAGCAUUUCUGUGAUAGAGAAUAAACUCAACAACUUAAAAAUGACUUCUGAUACAUUGAUGAAUGGGAAGGGAGUGAAAGAUGUGUUAGGAUUAGUGUUAGCUGUAGGAAAUUAUAUGAAUGGGGGAAAUAGAAGUAGAGGUCAAGCUGAUGGUUUUGAUAUAAGUAUACUGCCUAGAUUAAAAGAUGUAAAAACAAAGGAUAACAGAUCAAGUUUGCUGCAGUUUGUUGUAUCGACUUAUAUAAAGAAGUUUGAUUAUGACAGUGCUGGAACAGAGAAGGCCAUUUUACCACUUCCUGAUUCUAGUGACAUCUCACAAGGAAUGCAGGUUAAUUUUGAUGAAAUAGACAAAGAAUUAAAGAGAAUAAAGAAAGAGUUUGAAGCUGCUUUUAAAAGAUCGAAUAAAGUAAUUAAACAUGCUCAUGAAGAUGAUCUUCAACCGUUUAAAGCUGUCAUGGAAGAUUUCUUUGAAAAGGGUAAAAAUGACUUACAAGAACAAGAUGAUUCUAUCAAAGAGGCUAAAAUGAUGUUUGAUGAAAUUGUAAUUUACUUUUGUGUAAAACCAAAGUCAGGAGAUAAGUUUGUCACUCCAGAGUAUUUCUUUUCAUCAUGGUCAUCAUUCUGUGGGGAUUUUAAACAAAUGUGGAAGAAAGAACAACAAAAAGUCCUUAAAAUAAAAAUACAAGAAGCAGAGAAAAGAUUUAAGCAAUUACAGGAUGGUAAGAAGGCUGCCUUAUUGAAUACAAGAACAAGAAAAGCUGGGAGUUUGAAAGACAAAUUGGCCAGAAAAAACAUGCUGUGAUGAUAGAACGCAGAAAGGGACACAACUCUGUCUCAUAUUCCUUAUGCAUCAUACUUAUUGUACUAUGGAGGGUACAUAUGAUAUUUUGCUGCAGCUUACUUGCCAGACUUUAUACCACCAUAACAGGUUGUAGUCAAAGAACUGUUUUAUAGUUAUGGUACAGUCUAAACUUUAAAAACUACAGUGGCACACUUGCCAAAUAUGCAAAUUUAAAAAUAGGUGGUUUCCUAUUCUAAUAAUAGUUGAUUUUUAUCAAUGAUUGAAUCGAUUUUUCUGCUCUCUCACCAUAAGAAAAAUUGGGAAAUUGCUGGAACUACUUUUCCAAGACGACUAACCUUUCUCAGAGGAACCUUUCAACAUAAUAAAGAAAUAAAGAGGUUCAUAUUAUUCAUUUAGAGCUCUGCAGGAUCAAUCUAAAGGUCUUUCUUAAAUAUAAUUCAAAGAUAAAUUUAGUUUGUAGACAAAUCUAAAUACUAAUUUUAAUUAGGUUGUGUACAUUUUUAAAGUUUAUAAAUGAUAAAUCAUCUAUUGAAAUAUAUACAGAAGGUUGUUAAAAUAGUUGUGACUUUAUGCAUUUAUUUUUAUAGCAUUUUUUUGCUGUUAUUUUUUUAAGUGUUUUUGUGAUGUAUGAUAUUUGUGAUAUUUAUUGAAGUUUUGUUUCUCUCUUGUUACUUUCUUAUUGUUGACUGUCAUGACAUUUUUAUUCCAAAGUAAGUUUUUCUUCUUUGUAUCAGACUCUAAGGGUUAGUGAUUUGUCUAUUUAUGAAUAAAUUUUCAGGAAGAUCAGGUUUGAAAGGUACUGAAGUAUUUAUAUGUUAAGGCCAUAAACAAAUUAUAUAAUUGCUGUGGUUUUUUUUAUUUAUUAUGCUGAAAAUAUUGCUAAGUGAACAUUUUUUUUAUUUCUAAAUAAAGUUGAGUUUUUUUUUACUGAUGAGCAGCUUAAAAUAUGGUGAGGAAACAACAUAUUUGAUUUUUUUGGUUCCUUCUAGCUAUCAAAAUUUCAAAGUAAAUGAGAAAAUGAGCAACUUUUUUUUUAAAGUUGGAUAAAUUAGAGCAUUAUUAUAAUUCUUUUUAUAAAUUAAAAACAACAUCUUAAUUUUUUAGCCUUUGACUUAUAUUAACUGUAAUUCCUUUUAGUACAAUGAUGAUUGCAAAUAUAUUUAACUUACAAAACUUGUAGUCUGUAAAUGAUAUGAUUAUUAGACACAAUAUAUAUACUGUUAGUUAGUGAUACUGACAUUUCUGAAUCACUUAUUUCUUGAAAUAGAGGAAUAUGUGUGAAUGCAAUUUUUUGUGCAUACUGUUAGAUAAUAAUUUUCUUAAUACUAAACGAAAAUCACAUUUAUUUUUGGUAGGAAUGUUUUUUAAUAUUUUUUAUUGAAUUCUUCUUUGCAGUAGUUUGUAUAGUCUUGUAUAAUACCUGUUUCAUUUAUUACAUGAAGAUGUGAAUUAAGAUUAACUUAACAGUGAAAUUUCAAUUAGCUAUCAAUUUAAAUUCAUGUCAAGAGAACUAUUAAAGGGAGGUCAUUGAUUUCUAAAAUUUCUCAGAUAAACCUCAUUGGAAACCUUGGUCAGUCAACUUUUGUUUAAUCAUUUAAUGACCUGCAUAGUCCAUGAUUUUUGUGUUGAGGUUGUGACUAAAGUUUUUGUUGGUCAAUGUUAGAAUUAUUUUGUACAAUAUACUGUGGAUUCAUUAUUAUUCUUUGGAUAUUUAUUUUUGGUGGAUUGAACAUGAAAUCAAGUAUCCAAGAAAAAACUGUUUUUCCUGAAUCCAAAAGAAAUGAAUCCACAGAACUCUGGUACAGUUUUACAUGUUUAAUUUCUGGAUAGGCAGUGGAAAGCAGGAUAAUGCUUCCUUGUUCAUUCUUCUGUAAUAAGCUACUUUCAAUAUUACAAUCAGAAGAGCAAUCAACUAUGUCUACUAAUGAUGAUUUGCAGUCAUGUUUAAAUGACAAUAAUGGCAAUCUUUGCAAUAUAUUAAUUUUACACCAAUUUGUAUUUUACUUGCACUAUCAUCAGUACACUGAAUUUACUCCUAAUAUAUAUAUAGGGAAAAGGGGGAGGUUAACCUGGGUAAAAAGAGAUCACUUUUUUCGUCAAUAAAUUGUUUGUGAUAGAAAGUUUCAUCAAUGCUUUUUAAGCAUUCAUGUAAAAGAGAAUUGAAAGAAUCUGUGUUACUUACAAGCUUACUUUAUAUUUAUGCAAAUUAUUGACACAAACGUACCACUGAUUUUUACGAGUUAUGUCCCUUAACUUGGUUUUAUCUCCCUUUAUAAACUAAUUUUUGUUUUCCUCAUAUUGACAUCAACCUAAGAUAACACAAUCUUAAAGUUCACCACUUUUAUCAUUCAAAACCUUGCCAUCAUUUGAAUCUCUGUUUUUUUUUUGUGAAUUAUAAUUUCUUUUAGAUAUAUGUGUUCCUCACUAGUUAUUUGCAAUCUCAAUUUUGAUAUCUUUACCUUUAUAGAAUAUUGCAAUCCUUUUUUCUCAUUUCAUUAGUUUACUUUAAUAAGUAUGUACAUGCAGUAAUUUUAUGUAGAUUUUCACUGUAAAAAAGAGCAAUGUUCUCUGUUCAUAAUUUAUCCCCACAACACUCUUCACUAAAAAUCAUUUAAACUGUCAAGUUUAUUUUACAAUCAUGAAGAUAUUUUUAGAAUUUUUUUACAUAGUACAUGUAACAACAAAACCAUCACAAUCUAAAUCAAUUUAUAAAUGCUACUUAAAAAAAUCAUUUAUCUCAAAAUAAAAAUUGAAAAUUGAAUAUGGUAAUACAAUUUAUAUCCAGUCAAUUUUUUGCACCAAUAAAAACAUCAAAUCACUCAUUCUUAAAUAAACAGAAGUUAAGCAUUUCCAUUUAUGAAUCAUUUUUGAGCAGUUCAUUACAUUCCAUUAGUCACUGUUUUGGUGUGUUGCUACAUUUUCUCAUUGCAUUCCAUAUUUUCUUUAGGAAAGAUUCCAGCAGUUGCCAUUUUGGUGUGUUAUAAUACUAAAUCAUUGCAUUCCACAUUUUCUUUAGGAUUGUUUACAAGUUGGGUGCAUAUAUUGUGAUAUGUGUUUUUUGAAAUCCAGAUGUGUAAAUAUGAAUUGUUUAGUUCUAGUCAUAACAAAUUAGGUGCCUUGUUGACUAAUAUAUAUCACUGUUAUUUUAUGGAUGGAUUUUUUGGUUUCAUGGUUUCAAAGAAAUCAUUUGAUAAAACUAUCAACUUCCAUUGUUUUCAUCCAGCUUUCAUGCAUUCCAUUUUCACUAUUCAGCUAUUCACAGUAUGCAUAAAUUUUAUGUGUUCCUAUUUUUUAGGCAACAGUGACAUUGAUCUAUGAUGAGUUUAUGAUUACAGUGAGAAAAAAAGAUGUAGAUAAAAAAUAAUGUUUUGCUGUUCGGACAAAACGAAUUAUAUCCUUUCUUUCUAUAACUUAGAAUUGAUGAUGUUCAGCAUAAAAAAACUCAUAUAAAGCUGAAAAGUAAGAAUUUUAAUUUGUCCAUGUUUUACUACCAGUAAGAAUAAGGUAGUUGGAACAUGGUAAAAACUGUGGACAAGUCAUUCAUUUUACAUUUCGUUUAGAAUACCGGUACAAACUUUUUGAUAAUAUUUUUCACAUUAUUAAUUAACAGAGGAUAUGUUAGAUAGAAAUGUUUGUAGUUUCUGAUCCUUGAGAUGGAAUAAUAAUUAAUCUUCAUCUCAGAUUUUCAUUUUAGUGACAACUGAUUGAUAUUUUAUCAUUUCUUGCUUUUCAUAAAACUUACAGGCUAUGGGUUCAUUUAAACAGACAGGGUCAAAUAGCCCAACAAUUUUUAUGUAGACAACUGAUUAACAUUUUGAUAUUAUAUUAUGUAUGUAUCAUCAUCAUUAAGAAGGAGAGGCCUUGGUGGCUGAGUGGUCUAAGUGGUUCAUCUACUGUAUCAAUAGCCUGUCAACACUGAGGUUGUGAGUUCAAACCCCCAUGUGGCAGGUGCGUUUGACUCAAAUAUUUAUUACUAGGAUUGUCACUCAGUUAUUCUGCAGAUGGUCUGUUGAUUUUUCGGGACACUCUGGCUUUCUUCGCCAAUGAAAAAAGGCUGCCAUGAAAAAACAUAUAGUGCUGAAAGUGGCCUUAAACACCAAUCAAUCAUUAUGAAGGGAUAUAUAAAGUUUUUGGUGGGAGUUAUGCAAUACUACUGUUUUUAGUAGAACAUAAUAAAACUAUUAUCUUUUAAAUAAAAAUUUAAAGAGGAUUUUUUUUCCUCAAUGAAUUUUGAUCAAUAUCAAAGAUAAUGUAAUUGUUUAAUACAUUCAGGGUUUAUUUUUCAAUGAAUUUAAGCUGGUUAUUAAGAUGAUUUAAUAGUUGUAUAUAUUGUGAAAAUGGCACAAGUAAAAAAUUGAUUUUAUAACAUUCAAUUGAAAAAUCAGUACUUCUAGACUUAGUCAUAUAAGUUACUGAGUUUGUAGAGUUAUUAUUUGUUAGCAGAUAAAUACGUUACACCUUGUUAAUGAACACACAUAUAUUGCAUUUAUAUCUUUUAUUUAUUGAUUAAUUGUUUAGUUAGGUGUGCCCUGCUAAACAGCAACUACAUUGUACAAAUACCUUUGAAACGAUUGGGUUCAGGUCACAUAGAUUGAAUUUUCAGUCUUUUAACAUAGUAAGAUUGAAUAAGUAUCUUGUCCUAAGAAAUCAGCUGGUUGAUAUGUCUGUCAGCCAAUUAUUUACAAAGAAACAUGGUUGAUCUUAUUGUUGAUCUGCAUAGCAAAAAGUACAGCCUCAAGUCAUGAUCUGUAAUGUGUAUAAUGAAUUUUUGAUGGUAUUUUAAACACAUUAUAUCAGUACAGGACCUCAUUUCUCAAGAGAUCUAGUUUAAGAUUGAUCUGACUUUAUAAAUUUUCAAAGUUUGAAGAACUUAUGACAGGAAUGUUUGUGAAACAAUAGCCUGCAGUCUCUUCUCAAAAGAUUUCACUGCAGAAUUUGAUAACUUUGGUUUAGAUUGCAAGAACCGUCAAUACAGAAAGUUAUAUGAACUUACACUGUCAUUCCAUAUGCCAGUUUCUCUAUGAGAUUUGUUAUUUUUUUUAAAUAUUUUUAUAGAGUAAGCAUUGAUACAUUUUACUAAAGGCAAUAAAGCAUUUCACUAUA